AUGCCUAACGAUACCGACAAAACGGGCGAUGCUGCACGAGUUAUAUCAAAUUUGGAGGUUUCCGAGGCUAACUAUAAAGAUGCGUGGCGUUUACUUUGCGAGAGGUACGACAAUAAACGACAGCUUUUAAAUCAUCAUUUGAAUGCUCUCUUCAAGAUUGAACCGUUGAGUCGCGAGUCCGAACGAUCUUUGCGCUUUCUUGUGGACCAUGUUACAAAAAAUUUACGUGCAUUGUCUAGUCUCGGGCAAUCUACCCAAUAUUGGGACAUUUUAAUAAUUCACAUGGUCUCUUCGAAACUAGACACGUGCACUUUAGUUAAGUGGGAGGAAAUGCGUAACUCUUUGGAUGAGGUACCUACGCUAGAACAAUUUAAUAAAUUUUUAACCGAUCGAGCUGAUAUACUUGAAACUUUAAAUCGUAACAAAUUAGACAAGAUGAAGGCAUCAAGUGGCUUCUCUCGGCCCACAGGCUCUAAUGUUAACAAUGAAAGAGUACAUACGAAAUCAUUUUCUUUCUUACAAGGUGACAACAAAAUUAACAAUUUCAAAUCUUGUAUUAUUUGUAAGGGUGAGCAUAAAAUAUAUGAGUGUGAAAUAUUUAAGGCUAAAAGCUACGAAGAUAAAAUUAGUGACAUUCGUAAAUUAAAACUUUGCAUGAACUGUUUAAGGGAGGGUCAUCAGCCUCACAACUGCAAAUUAGGUCCAUGUCGUGUAUGCAAAAGAAAGCAUAACACGUUACUACAUCAAACAAAGACUGAUUUUAGUUCUUUAAAUUCUACUGACACAAUUGUCAAUUUUUCUACACAACCAACAAAUCAAAUAUUACUUUCUACUGCCAUAAUUGAAGUGCAAAAUCCAAAAACUAAGGAGGCAAUUAAAGCCCGUGCGUUGCUUGAUUGCGGAAGUCAAUCAUCGUUCAUAAGCAAAAGGCUUAAAGAUUUCUUGCAAUUAGAGUCAAGUUCUAUAAAUAAAAUUAGUGUUAUAGGUAUUGGCAACAACUUGUCUGACUACAUAACAGAAAGUUGCAUUGCUCAACUCAAUUCCAUUCACGAAAAUUACAAAAUAUCUUUAGAUUGUUUUGUGCUCAAAGAGCUAACAGGAGCUAUCCCUGCUACUACAAUCAAUUUACACAAUGUCGAAUUUCCAAAAGACGUUACAUUUGCCGAUCCAAAUUUUAACAUUCCCUCGUCCAUCGAUAUACUUAUAGGUGCAGACUUAUUUUGGGAUGUUCUCGGUAAUGAUGUGAAAUCUAUAAAUUCAAGACACAACAUUAAACUAAGAAAUUCUAAGUUUGGAAGUUUCCACAAUUAA
Aricia agestis (brown argus) is the source of this 1311-nucleotide messenger RNA. RefSeq lists its product as uncharacterized. Bases 1 to 1311 code for a protein of 436 amino acids. The record is from RefSeq and is a predicted model, not a curated record. NCBI's taxonomy places the organism in Eukaryota, Metazoa, Arthropoda, Insecta, Lepidoptera, Lycaenidae. The transcript has 3 exons.